This is a messenger RNA of Gossypium arboreum, 1586 nucleotides long. RefSeq names its product phosphoglycerate kinase, cytosolic-like. Gene Ontology annotation, biological process: glycolytic process; gluconeogenesis. The record is from RefSeq and is a predicted model, not a curated record. Gene Ontology annotation, molecular function: ATP binding; ADP binding; phosphoglycerate kinase activity. The transcript has 3 exons. Bases 160 to 543 code for a protein of 127 amino acids. NCBI's taxonomy places the organism in Eukaryota, Viridiplantae, Streptophyta, Magnoliopsida, Malvales, Malvaceae. Gene Ontology annotation, cellular component: cytosol.
CUCCCAAACUCCCUCUUCUUCUCAUCUAUGUCGCUCGCCCUGAAUCCCCCAAAUAAAAUUUAGCUACUCUUUUUCUCUCAUUACUCUUUUUCUCUCGAUCCUUCGUUUCUUUUCACUAUCUAGAUAUAUCCGCCUCUCUUAUCUUCAAGUGCUACUACCAUGGCUACAAAGAAGAGUGCUGGGGACUUGAAGGAAGCUGGUUUGAAGGGAAAGAAAGUGUUUGUUAGAGUUGAUCUGAACGUUCCACUGGAUGAUAACUUCAACAUAACUGAUGACACCAAGAUCCGUGUUGCUGUUUCCACCAUCAAGUAUUUGAUGGGUCAUGGCUCUAAAGUCAUCCUCUCUAGUCAUUUGAUGAGUAACCAGAAGUACAAGGGCCAGCAGUUUUGGUCUCAACUGAAAGAGGAUCAACUAUCAGUCCAAUUGGUAUUUCUCUGUGUGUGUGUGUGUGUGUUUUCUUAUGAUUUAAGGGUUUUUUCUUCAUUGGAUUUAGUUGAAAAAUGGAAUAUAUGUUCAUUGCAGUACUUGGACUUAAGGUUUUAGAACUUUUAUUUGCAUGAAACUUUGACUUGCAGGUCUCUUUUUUUCUGUCUCUUACUUUGAAAAUUGCUCCAAAAUUUUACAUAUUAACUUGUUGAUUGUAAUUUGAUAAGAAGUAUAAUGGAAGGGUUUGUUAUCUUGGCUAUCAAAUUUCUCCAGUCCUUCAAUUCAAAUAUUGUCAGCCUUGCUUAUUGGCAUCUUCUUCAAUGUGUUUGAUAUUCUAGGUAGCAUUUAUGUGGUUGAUAAUCCUUAAUUCCCAUACAAGUUAUAAUGACUACUGAAGGGCAUCAACUCCUCAAUGAAUUAAAUAUUUUUUUAUUCUUUUUUGUCUUUCUUUUUAAUCUUCUCUUUGACAUGAUGUUUGAUAGCCUAGUUCAUUAUUCUUCUUACUAAUCUCUAAGAUUUCGCCCGGUAUUGAAGAAUUAGUCAAGAAGCUGAAGGCAAGGAAUACCGAUAUUUAUCUAAUUUCUGAGGGUUUCCGCCAAAUGAUCAAUGUAUGCAACUAUGCUACUAAAUGCUUGAAAGACCAUCUCUGUUUUACUUUAUUCUGUUAAGGCAUUCAUGUAGUUUCAUUUGCCCUUCUGAUAAAUGUAGAUCUGAAAUCACUUGCAAUAUUUUGAUGAAAUUGAAAAUGGAAACUUGAAUGUAGGAAACUGGAAAACACGAAAUGGCAAUCCUUACUUGACAUUAGAUAUUACACAUGCAGCAAAUGGUGACUUCUAAAAAACCAAUUAGAUAUAAAAUUAUGAAAGUGUGAUAUGGGUAAUGUUGUCAUCGAGAAGAGUCAUUAUCUGACAUGUAAGUUCGUUACUAUUGAGAGAGCCAUGUUAUUGUAUAUUAAUAUAAUCUUCCAAUGGUUAACCAUUGGCCAACUACUGCCAAAAAAUAGUUAAUUGAGAAGCAUUUUUGUAGCAUGUUGCAUCAAUCCUUGGAAUUCCGCAAGAAAACAUUUUUGCCAAUCAGCUGCUCUUUGGAAGUUCUAGGGAGUUUUUGGGAUUCGAUGUUAAUGAGCCCACUUCGAGGAGUGAAGGAAAAGUUACUGCUGU